AGCUGCCUCAAACGCAGACAAAAGUAAUGUGCAACAAACCCAACCUGUAUGUUUUCCAUACAUUUAAUAACAUCUUCGUCUGCAUGUUCUAAUGACAAUUUUUAAUCCAAGGAGACGACGCUGAUGUAAUCUGAUGUCAUUAUGGACAAAUAUAGAUACGACUCUGGCUGCUAACACGCCCACUUUUCCUCCGACCGUUUUGCAGCAUGGACGAUGCUCUUGGAUGGAGAUGAAUCAGUUUAUUGGCGAGCUCAUGACAGCAGGAGGCUCCCUGGAUCAUCCCCGCAAGAGUCCGCUCGAUGUGGUGAAUGUGGCGUGGGGUGCGGCUGCAAGAGACGUCACAAAGUUCAAAGGUGUCGUCUUUGGGCCUCGAACUGAAGUCUGUAAAACUGAGCUGGAAAUAGAGAGGUGUUUGGAUCCUGGCUCUGAAAAGAAGACAAGAGAUCUACAUCGUGCCUGCACCUGUCCUGGCUGUCCAUCCUCCAGUUCCUCUUUCCAGCCGUUUCAACCAAGACAAUCUACAUCACCUCCACCACGCACAGAUACUAAAGACCUCAGCACUACCAGCUCCUGUUUACCUGACAGCACAGACAAUUCAGAGCCCAGUAGCAACACGUCUGACUUAACAAUUGCUGAAAGGCCCAGAGACAGUGAAGAAAGGCCUGAAGCACCUCUCUCCAGAUCUACCUUCCCUCAGACCCCAAUAUAUCCUUGUUUAUGUUGCCAGCGAAGCCUUCAAACUUCUCAGCCAGAUUUUCCCCUCUCCCAUCACAACCCCCAUCAUCAUCACUGCUCAUCGGCAUCGUGCGUGCCUUGUUCUCAACCCCACCCACACACAUCUCCUCAGAACACAUGCCCUUGCUACUCCUGUCAGCGACCCUCCCCUCCUUGCAGCCAGCCAUGUCUACACAAUCAACACAAACAAACACAGCAACAAGAGCCAAAACCAAAUAAUAAUAAUAAUAGUAAUAAGACUCCUAUUCUGACUGUGCACCCCUGUAUGCAUUGCACUGCCUCUUUCUCAAGGCCGUCACAGCUGUUGCAACACCAGCGGUCGGAGCACGCAGACAAACCAUCUGGGUUUCUUUGUACUGAAUGCGGCCGGACAUUUAACUCACACAGUAAUCUUCGCAUUCAUCUAAAUGUCCACACAGGUGCGAGGCCAUAUUCCUGCUCUGAUUGUGGGAAGAGCUUUAGUCAGUCGGGUGCACUGAAGAUACAUAGGCGCAUUCAUACAGGAGAACGACCAUAUGCAUGUGGUUUUUGUGGUCGGGGGUUCCCACAUCUGGCGGGAGUCCGAGCUCACCAGAGAACACACACAGGUGAAAAACCGUACAGGUGUGUUCAUUGUGGAAAAUGUUUUACCCAAUCAGGAGCACUCAAGAUCCACACUCGAAUCCACACAGGAGAGCGGCCUUUUGCUUGCAAAAUCUGUGAAAAAAGCUUCUCCAACAGAUCUGGAAUACGCUUUCACUAUCGGACUGUCCAUGGUUUGAUCCCUGAAAAUCAAGAUGAAGGCUCGGUGAGUCGGGGUUCACACCUGGGCAGGCCUAGGACUGUAUCUUCUCCUAGUGUUCAAAUAAUCAACUCCUCACCUCUGAGUUCCAGCAAGAUUGUUAUGCCUCCAAAUGUUUCGCCACAGAGAGGAGACCAUGAGAAAAAGCCAGAGGCUGAGGUUGCUCUCUCAGAUGACCAUAGAAUUCUUCUGCUUUAUACAUGUGAAGAUUGUGGGCUGCGUUUCAAAGAUGCUCCCUCUCGGAAUAGACACCAGACUUUGGCUCACUAUUUUUCUGAUGGGAGGCUCGGUGAAGCAGGAAGCAAGGAAGUAAGCACAAAUGAAGGCCAAGCAUAAGAAGUGAUUUUACUUCAUGUAAAAUUAAGUAAAAUGAAUUGUAAAGUU
Messenger RNA from Boleophthalmus pectinirostris (great blue-spotted mudskipper), 1900 nucleotides. Its product is annotated as oocyte zinc finger protein XlCOF22-like. Gene Ontology annotation, molecular function: DNA-binding transcription repressor activity, RNA polymerase II-specific. The transcript has 3 exons. The record is from RefSeq and is a predicted model, not a curated record. Lineage: Eukaryota; Metazoa; Chordata; Actinopteri; Gobiiformes; Gobiidae. The coding region runs from base 134 to 1852 and encodes 572 amino acids. Gene Ontology annotation, biological process: negative regulation of transcription by RNA polymerase II.